AUGUCGGAUUCCGACUCUUCCUCGUCCUUAUCCUCGGUCGUCUCGACGGCCGACGAGUCCAUCGCGGAAUCCGUCAACCGCAGCGCGGGAAUCACCAAAUAUUUCAAAAAGGCAGAGAAGUCAGCUCCAGCACCACCAUCCCCCAAACGACCCCCGUCGCCUCCCCAUGAAUACGUUCUAGCUGAUAAUCCGAAUAUUGCCUUCCUGGUGAUGUUCCGCUCGAGAUUCACGGAUGUCUUCCCCAAGUCACUGCCGCAUUACGGACCGCAGGAUAUAGAAAAGGGUGUUGUUGAGCCUACGCCUGGUGACCAGGUUGAGCGUCUGCUUUGUGCUCUGCUUAGCCUAGUACUUAACCGGAAGAAAGACGUCGAGUACGAUCUCCCUUACACCGUUUUACAACACUACGAUUCCCAGUUUGUACAUUGGGGUGAUGCGCGAGCUUUGGUUAUAUUGAAGAGAGGUCACUAUCAACGCGCCCUUGAAGAAGCUGUACAAACACAUCAGUCGCAAUGGCCAAAGGCAUGGCAGGGAAAGAGUCCUCUUGCAAAUGGAGGUGGUUAUAUGACAAUGACUCCAGAGGAAAGGAUCCAAUUGCUUUCGACAUUGACCCUUUGGGCCCUCUCCUCCUCCGAGUCUGUCCAGGCGAAACUCAAAGAAUCCUACAAACAGUCCAGACACGAUGGGGACAGGAACCAACCACUGUCCGUUCAGCCUUGGGGAUCAGAUACCCUUAAAAGGCGAUACUGGCUCAUAGAAGGCUUAGACGACACACACUUCCGACUCUACAGAGAAAGCAACCCAGCUUUGAAGACAAACACCUGGUGGAGUGUAGCUGGCACAAUACCUGAAUUACGAAGUGUCGCUGAGUCGCUAGCAACAGAGAAGUCCCGUGCGUCUCGAGAGCUCAGUCAGAAAAUACUCAACAGCAUCCCACGGUUUGAGAACUCAGAAGAGAAACGCAAACGACGGGACUACCGAAUUGCGCGGAAAGCUGCAUUCGCCCGUCCUGAACCUGGCUUCUCUCUUUACGAGGGUCGAACUCGUGGAAAGAGAAUCAAGUACACAUUUUCCGACGACGAUGAUUUCUCAUCGGGAGCCUUCCCGUCUAGAAGGUCUACUCGCAAUCAAUCACGCGCUUCAUCGCCUCCGGAAAAUGCUGGCCCUACUUUCACCGCCUCUGGCCGCCAGGUCAAGUCCAGAGUAGGUGGCAUUUACGGCCAGACCGUCCUUGGCAAACGGUCUCACGAAGCUACCGACGACGAGCCGUCUAACAACCCUGCUGGCGGGGGAGGCGGUAUGGAAUACGGCAGGUCACGCAGAAGCAUGCGUGGCCUCCAAAGUAACGGCUGGGACGGCCUAACACCCAGCGACGAAGAUAAUAAUACAGAAGGCGACGACGAGGCCUCGAGCGGGAACGACUGGGAUGAAGACGCUGCUGACGACGAAGACGAGGAUGAGGCUGGACUAAGCGAUGCAGACUCAUUCACAGCAGAUUUACAGCUGGAUAGAAACAGAAGUCUGAUUGUUAAACUGAAAUAUGGUAAAGGGAAUGCAGCUAAGACACCUCAGCCAGAGCCCGCACUGCUUCAACCAUUAAAGGAAGAACCGCUGCAUAAUGGCAACUUGCCUACAAGCACAUCUACAGUGAUACCCAUUAAUAGCCAUAUUUUGAACGCUGCUACUGAACCCGCUAGUGAACCCGCAAAGGAACCAGCAAAGGAACCCGCAAAGGAACCAGCAAAAGAGCCUCGUAUAGCCAUUGAGAUGCCACUCAGGCCAGAAGUCCCAAAUGACGGCCUACCGCUUAAGCAGGGCGCUCACACCCCUACUAUCCCUGAAAAGCAAGAGCCCCAAGUCCAACCACCUUCAUACAACGGAGUUGUCUAA
Trichophyton benhamiae CBS 112371 is the source of this 1887-nucleotide messenger RNA. RefSeq lists its product as uncharacterized. NCBI's taxonomy places the organism in Eukaryota, Fungi, Ascomycota, Eurotiomycetes, Onygenales, Arthrodermataceae. The transcript has 5 exons. The record is from RefSeq and is a predicted model, not a curated record. Bases 1 to 1887 code for a protein of 628 amino acids.